Nelumbo nucifera (sacred lotus) is the source of this 2265-nucleotide messenger RNA. RefSeq lists its product as uncharacterized. Lineage: Eukaryota; Viridiplantae; Streptophyta; Magnoliopsida; Proteales; Nelumbonaceae. The record is from RefSeq and is a predicted model, not a curated record. Gene Ontology annotation, biological process: cell surface receptor signaling pathway. Gene Ontology annotation, molecular function: protein binding.
AGUCCUUAAAAUAAGGAAAUGCCAAAUGUAGCAUUAGAAGCUCAGCUUUAAUCGGUUCAUUCUAAAAUUUUCCUUCUUUCUCCUCUAAUUUGAUCAACCGGUAAAUUCGUAUAUUUAUUGGGUUUGGUUUUAGCACUCUAUGUAGGCUUUGUUCGGAGAUAUCAUCUCGAUAUCGGUCUUGAUCUCUUUGCGAUAGACGCUUUGCCUGGGGCCAUGGCGGACAUCGUGAAGCAGAUCCUGACAAGGCCGAUCCAAUUGGCUGACCAGGUGACCAAGACCGCCGACGAUGCCCAAUCCUUCAAACAGGAGUGUGCCGAGCUUAAAUCCAAAACGGAGAAGCUCGCCACACUCCUCCGUCAGGCUGCCCGUGCUAGUUCCGACCUCUACGAGCGCCCCACCCGGCGCAUAAUCGACGAUACCGAGCAAGUCCUCGACAAGGCCCUCGUCCUCGUCACAAAAUGUCGUGCCAACGGCAUUAUGAAGCGGCUUUUUACCAUCAUACCCGCCACUGCGUUUAAGAAAAUGUCUUCUCAGCUCGAGAAUUCCAUUGGCGAUGUCUCUUGGCUGCUUCGUGUAUCUGCCUCCGCAGAUGACCGUGACGAUGAGUACUUGGGCCUUCCUCCUAUUGCCGCUAACGAGCCUAUCCUCUGCCUUAUCUGGGAACAGAUUGCUACCCUCUAUACGGGAUCUGUUGAAGAGAGAUCCGACGCGGCUGCCUCGCUUGUAUCUCUCGCCCGCGACAAUGAUCGAUAUGGUAAGCUCAUUAUCGAGGAAGGUGGGGUGGGACCUCUUCUGAAAUUGCUUAAAGAAGGCAAAUUUGAAGGCCAGGAGAACGCCGCCCGGGCCAUUGGUCUUCUCGGUCGUGAUCCUGAGAGCGUAGAACACAUGAUUCACGCGGGCAUCUGCUCAGUGUUUGCGAAAAUCCUUAAAGAAGGUCCCAUGAAGGUUCAGGCCAUGGUUGCUUGGGCAGUGUCUGAGCUUGCCGCUCAUCACGCCAAGUGUCAGGAUCAUUUUGCCCAGACCAAUAUAAUUCGACUACUCGUUAGUCAUCUCGCAUUUGAGACCGUUCAGGAACAUAGUAAGUAUGCAAUUGCGAGCAAGCAAUCCAUGUCGAUUCAUUCAGUCGUAAUAGCGAGUAAUAAUCCCAACCAGAGCCCCAACAACAACAACAACAAUGCCAACGAAGACGAUAGUCAAAUUCCUCAUCCAAUGGGGAACAAAAUCCCAAGCCAGAUGCAUAAUGUUGUUACUAACACCAUGUCUUCUGGGAAAUCCCCAUCGAGGCCACCUCUAGCGCCAAAUAACCAUGGAAAUCAUUCGACUCAUGGCAGCACCAAGCAUCAUCACCAUUACCACCAACAACAACACCACCACCACAUGCCACCAUCAGGGCCUAGCAUUAAAGGGAGGGAAUUCGAAGACCCUGCCACCAAGGCCCAUAUGAAAGAAAUGGCUGCUAGAGCCCUUUGGCAUCUUGCCAAAGGCAAUUCAACCAUAUGCCGAAGUAUCACAGAGUCGAGAGCACUCCUAUGCUUUGCAGUUCUCCUUGAGAAGGGCCCUGAAGAGGUGCAAUUCAAUUCCGCUAUGGCAUUGAUGGAGAUUACUGCAGUUGCCGAGCAAGACACUGAGUUGAGACGGUCUGCAUUCAAGCCCAAUUCCCCUGCCGCUAAGGCUGUUGUCGACCAAUUACUGAGGAUCGUCGAGAAGGCAGACUCCGACCUUCUCGUCCCUAGCAUUAAGGCCUUGGGACACUUGGCAAGGACGUUCAGAGCAACAGAGAAGAGAAUUAUUGCACCAUUGGUGCGUUUGCUGGAUGAGAGAGAAGGGGAGGUUUCAAGGGAGGCUGCAAUUUCCCUCAUCAAGUUCGCAGGCACCGACAAUUACCUCCAUCUUGACCAUUCCAAGGCCAUAAUCACUGCUGGAGGAGUAAAGCAUCUAAUCCAACUUGUCUACUUCGGAGAGCAGAUAGUUCAAAUUCCGGCAUUGAUCCUGUUGUGCUACAUAGCAUUGCAUGUCCCCGAUAGCGAGGAGCUUGCAAAUGCAGAGGUUCUCACGGUGCUUGAAUGGUCAUUAAAGCAGGGGUCUAUGAUGCAAGAUGUCACCGUUGAGUCAUUGUUGCCAGAAGCCAAAGGUCGGUUAGAGCUCUACCAAUCCAGAGGUUCAAGGGGAUUUCAUUGAUUCAAUGUGCACAAAUAUUCUUAACGCAAAAUCGGUUUGUAUCUUUUUCUUCUUAUCAUGGAGUGUAUAUAUCGUUCUUUUUUCUGU